This is a messenger RNA of Bactrocera oleae (olive fruit fly), 2233 nucleotides long. RefSeq lists its product as uncharacterized. The record is from RefSeq and is a predicted model, not a curated record. Lineage: Eukaryota; Metazoa; Arthropoda; Insecta; Diptera; Tephritidae.
GAUGAAUGAAAUUGCAGACAAACCAGUUAUUCUCGUAAAUUAUUCACUGAGCUUGCACUAAAGUCACAGCGGCAUGCACAAGCAUCGCUUUUUCGUUUAAAAUCAAUGUCAAAACGUAACAAGUGAAGUCACAAUUCGCUUGUCAAACAUGUUUGGCGCGCUGAGCUGGAAAAUAAAUGUAUAGUUAUGUGUAUGUAAUUACGAAAACUAUAGUGAGCAGCCAAAGGCAGCAGCGGGCGAAAAAUUGGCGUAAACGGCGGCGUUAGCUGGGUAGGUUGUAGGUGCAAACGGCGGGGUUUAGAGGCAAGUGAACAGCGUCUGCAUGCGAUAAGAAGUACUUUGACAUUCGUGACACUGAUACGCGGGGGAUCCAUGUCAGACAGAAAAAAUGAUCACGAGAGCGUCGUGACGACCAACUUGCGUGACUCAAUCGCGCUGGAGAGCAACACCAGCUGAGCUGUGAAAAUAAAUUGUGACAAGCUUGCCAAAGCUGUGGACAACAAUAAGCGAGUAUAAAACCAGCGAGCGCCAGAUCGAAGCAACACAGUCAUUAUACAGCAGAGAUCAGACCAAAUCAGCGGAUACGCAGAUGAAAGUAGCAUUUGCAAAGUGAAAUAAGACGCAUUAUAAUUGCUUACAUACAAAUUGUUUCGUGAAUUAGCAAAUAUUAUAUUGCAUGUGAAUUGAAUUACGGUUAGAAAAUAAACACAAAAUAAACAAAUAGAAUGCAUAAAAACAGCAGCAAACAACGCAACACUUUCACCGUGGCCACCUUGUUGCUGCUGCAAAUGACUGCGGCACAGCGCCCCUCCUUCGCUGGCAUACGACUACCGGGGCUCAAUCAAAAGGACAAAUACAACAUGAAUAACAACAUCAACAACAACAGCAACGUGGAUAUUGGCAAUCGUUUCGGUAAACCAGACGUGCCAGCACUGCCUUUUGGCGCUACACAAAAGCCACCAGCAAAUUUCAUACCAGUGGUCUUUCCCGAGUCCAACUACCUGCCAUUGGCCACGCCGACUGUCCGACCUGUGCCCGAUGGGAUUGCGAACCGUUUUGGCAGUGGCGAUGACAAAGUGCAACAAAAUGUAAACAUCAAUAAUAGCGCGGCCGCCAGACCCGCCUCGUCUAGCUCGCCUGCUGUCGGCGGUGCUGUGCCCAAUCGCUUGCCAAUCGACGCGAAAGACGAUAGAGAGCUGGUGGCUAUACUUAAUCGCUUGCCCGAGGACCAAAGACCUUUCUGGUUCAUCAACGCCGCAGCGAUCGAAGCGCAAAGAAACGGUUCAUUUGCGAAUUUCGCCGGCGCAGUGGAUACCCGCGGCAGCUUCUUCGGCUAAAGUGAAAGCCAAUCACAAAAACACGCACACACAAACUGGAUUUCCUUUCAUGCGCACUUCUACCAUUUAAGUUUCAGGUUUAAUUAUUUAUUAUAUGUAUUUUCUAUGUGUUAAAAUGUGUUUAAGAUAUUGUCCAUAACCGAAUCAAUAGUGCUCGGUGUAACAGGUUGCGCGUAUAUGAAAAGGUACGCGUUAUUGUUAAGUUAAGUACUCAUCGCUUGUCAUAUAUACAUAUACAUUAACAAACAAAUGUACAUAUGUAUUUCUGUAGCACAAACUGCUUCCGUACGCGCCGUUAAAUAUUUUGUCCGAAACAAAAAAUGUGCUAAAACAAUCAAAAAUGAGCACUCAGAAUAAUGUUGUGUAUAAUAAUAAAAAGUAAACCACAAAGUGGAAUUUGAAAAAAACAAAAAAACGCCGAUUUCUGUUUUUCCUUAACGUUCUUAUCGCUUAAUUACAUUACAUGUAAUUAUUUUUGCCAUUUCACGUACUUUUUGAUAUUUUUGUUGCGGACUUUUGCCCGAAAAUAAACCUUUGUUGUUUUGAAUUCAUGCCAAGCAAUCAAAACAGGAGAUAAACAAAGUGUAAGAAUCGCACAAUUAAGCAUAUAUAUGUAAGAUAUUACACGAAGUCACCGAAAGUAAGCGAUAAUCGCGCUAAGGUGAGGUAUUAAUAGAGCUCGGCUCGACUAAGUGAUCUCAGUUCGACUCCCGCUCUCAGCGCUUGAUCUGCACCAAGAGACGCAGUACGAAAGGCGUACUAAAAUUAGUUUGAUAUUUAUUUGAAUGAAUUAAACGCUUUCUGACUUCAUCUGAGGUCUAAUUGUUAUUGAAAAGCAUUGUAUGCAAAUUACAUUGCGCCGAAAAUAAAAAACAAAAAACAAUGCUUUUAGCUGU